Emericellopsis atlantica is the source of this 905-nucleotide messenger RNA. RefSeq lists its product as uncharacterized. The transcript has a single exon. The annotation marks the transcript as partial. The record is from RefSeq and is a predicted model, not a curated record. Lineage: Eukaryota; Fungi; Ascomycota; Sordariomycetes; Hypocreales; Bionectriaceae.
UGAGUCCAUGUCCCCGUAACAUAAGAAAUCGAAUAUACCGUGUCUAUAGAACUCUGCAACAUUUAAGAUCAAGACAGAAAGAACAGCACCGUACAUCGAAACUUGCAUGUCCACGCCAAUUAUUUACCACCACCCAUUUUUGAACAUCAAGCCAUCCUGAUCUUCCCUGCCCGCCGGCCACCCCCUCGGCCAGUGGCAAAUGUCCGCCUUCAUCUCACGGCGCCGCUCCCAGAUCUUCAAGUGCCGGCAUGGUCCUUGAGACGCAGGUUUCUCGGUCACCUGCAGAACGAUAUUUGGCGCCUUAUAUGGACGCAUGGCCGUGCUUGGACUUGCGGUGGGCGUGUUUGGCCGCCGCCUCCGCGCGCUUGGGGUCGAACCUGGGGUGCUCAUGCUUGUGGUGGUGGCAGUGCGCCUUGUCUUCGCAGACCUGCUGCGCCUUCUCCCAGUAGGCGGCCUUUUCCUCGUCAAGCUGGGCCUGUACGAGCAUGGCCAACUCAAUGGCCUCGUGGCAGACGCCGUCACCCUGCUCGCACAUCUCGUAGGCGAACUCAAAGGGAUCCAUCUCGUUGCAAGCACAUGGCCUUUCCAUGCCGUGGGUGCCACAGCCGAGACUGUGGCGCCCCAGAGUGUACUUGCCCUUGAAGAGCAUGGGGGAGUGGCAGUUGUCCACUGUCUUGGACGGGUGGACGGGAUUGUGCUGGAGCAGGCGCUGGUUGGCAGCGGCAAGGGCCACCGUGGCGAUGAGAUGAACGAGUGUCAGACGCAUUGUAAGGUAGCGAGUGAGGGAGUGAACAAGAUAGAUGGUGUGGUGAUGAGUGAGAAAGCCGAGCGAGGCCGAUUGGAGGGGAGACGAGGUCUUCAUAUGCGUUUGAUGUGACGUCUCCCGGCGUUGCCGUGACUUGUAC